This is a messenger RNA of Prunus dulcis (almond), 1813 nucleotides long. Its product is annotated as protein ROOT INITIATION DEFECTIVE 3-like. Lineage: Eukaryota; Viridiplantae; Streptophyta; Magnoliopsida; Rosales; Rosaceae. Gene Ontology annotation, cellular component: nuclear pre-replicative complex. Gene Ontology annotation, biological process: rRNA processing; DNA-templated DNA replication. Bases 207 to 1610 code for a protein of 467 amino acids. The transcript is spliced from 8 exons. The record is from RefSeq and is a predicted model, not a curated record. Gene Ontology annotation, molecular function: protein binding.
CUCCUCUUCACUCCCCAGGUGCUAUAAUGAGCAAGACAAUCGAAAGGUGCGAAAUUCUUCAACUGCCUUUGUCUCUUUCACGGUUUUACGUGCCAUGCGUCACUCAAUCCAUGCACGUUCACACAGCAGAAGUCCUUUACAGCUUAUAAUAUAUAUCACUCCUCGCAAUUUCAAGCACAGAGAAAAGCAGAGCAACAGAGAAAGAGAUGGCUAAAAAUGGUGGCGAGGCAGUGGUUGUGUGCAGCGACAAGAGCAUGGGAAUAGGGAUAACUAUAUGGGGCAUAGACACGGGGGAUCGUCUUCUUCACAUACCAACCUGUGCUUCUGCUCCUCAUGGUCUUGUGUGCCUGAGAAACCAGUUCCUUGUAGCUUCUCAGAUUCACAAACAUGGCUCUGUUGGAGGAGGGGCCAUUUCUAUGUGGCCCUUGAACAAGCCUCAGCAGCCUAUUCGGAGCUACCCUCUAGAGGCCAUUGGGCCACUUUCUUGCACAAAGGAUGGUGUAUAUCUUGCAGGUGGUGCCCUAUCUGGAAACGUUUACCUUUGGGAGGUUGCCAAUGGAAAAUUGCUCAAAACUUGGCGUGGACAUCAUAGAUCUUUGAACUGUAUGCUGUUUUCUGAUGACGGCUCUCUUCUCGUUUCUGCUUCAGAUGAUGGGAUGAUAUGUGUGUGGUCUAUGGUCGGUUUGCUGGACAUGGAAGAUUCUCAAAGCUUUCCCUCGUUAUUACAUUAUUCAAUGGAGCAUAAAUCCUCUAUAACUGGCCUGUUAACUACAUCAGGCAGCUCAAAUGUAGUCUUAAUAUCAAGCUCACUUGAUGGCUCAUGCAAGGUAUGGGAUUUAGUCUUGGGAAAGCUUAUGCAAACUCAAGUUUAUCCGCUAGCAAUAACUGCAGUUGUUCUUCACCCAGCAGAGCAGCUCUUUUUUUCUGGAAGUAUAGAUGGAAGAAUUUUUGUGAACAAACUUGAAAUCGGACUGGUCGAAAAUUCUUUGGCUGCUGCUGAAGAUAAAAAAUCUGUGAUAAAAGGACACAAGGGAGCUGUCACUGCAUUAACCUUCAGUCAAGCAGGUCUGGUAUCUGCAUUUGAGGACUGCACCAUCUGCAUCUGGGAUAUCACCAAUUGGGCAAUCAUCCGAAGAUUCGACCAUAAAAAAGGGGCUGUAACUAAUCUGGCAGUGAUUCCACAGUCCUCAUUGCUUUCUGUGUCAAACCAUCGGAGAGUUUCCAAUGCGUUUGGUGUUUCUUCGCUCGACAAGUAUCCACAGCCUCCCAACUCAUCCAAGGAGAAAAUGCCUCUUCUUUCAUCAUGCCACUUCCUCAAAGGAAACCAAACCACUCAUUCUGAACAACAAAUAUGUGACACAGAGGAAGAAUUCAGUCCUGCAGCAAUGCAAAUGAAGUUGGAAACCAGCCUAGAGCACCGGAUGUGGGCAACAAGAAUGGCAAAACAUGUGAUGGAGAUGAACACGCAUUUGCAGACACGUUUGUUAGACUUGAUGCAGAGCGGAUUGUUGCGGUCCACGUCUACUGAAAUGGAUUCACCUCCAACAAAAAAGAGAGAGACUCGCAUGUUUGAUGAGAGUCCCCCAUUUCAGGGAGAGGAGCAACCAUAAUCCUCUCAACUCAUCUUGUUCCCAUCCCAUGUCACAUGUGUUUCCUCCUUUUGUCUAUAGUGCAAUAGGAACGCACCAACUUUGCAAGUUUUUGCUUGGCUGCUCUCUUUUAUCCUUGCAAUAAUUGUGAUUAACUUAAAAACUGUUUCUUUCUUCUUGUAUCAAUGUACUCGUUGUCCAUCAAGAAAUUUCUCCUUUGUCAA